GUCAGUCCAUCGUCGGUCAACGCCCACUUUGCCAGCGGCUUCCGCUUCUGUGUGGAAACAAGGCUAUACACACAAUUCCUGCCCAUCUCUCCGGGCUUGCCAAAAACAUUCAGAGAGCAGUCGCCGCGGAGGUCAAUAAUUUGCCUUGAUCAACAAUGCCAAAGAAACAAAGCUCUUAAGCUAGAAGCAUCAACUUGGGAUCCAUCAUCUGAGGAGCUGUUUUGCCCUGAGGAGCUUCGUUUGCCUGGCGGUGGUCCUCUCUGGUUCAAACAUCUGCUAAAGCCAGACUUUGGGACCCCCGUCUUGAUAUCUCUGAUUGUCCUCUUCCCCUGGACGCGUUCCAGAGGAAACAACGUCUCUUCCCUCCCUUCAGAGGAACUGUUGGGUCGCCACCAAAAGGAACAUGUGCUAGAGGCCCAACAUCUGCUACAAACGACUGCUCAACUUUGAGUGGAGAAGAUGAGCAAUGAUGACGAGUUUUACGACGCCGUCACAGGCCUGGAAUCAGACGAGUCGUGUGAAGGCUUGUCGGAGGCCAGUUUCAAAGAUGCCAGAGGGUUUGGUUACAGCGUCGAGAAGAACAAUGGAUCGGUCCCACAAAAGAACGGCAUCAAGAAACGCAGGACGUCUUUACCGGCACCCAUGUCUUCCAGAAACUCAGUCAGCAUCUGGGGUAUCCUGAAGAAAUGCAUCGGACUGGAACUGUCCAAGAUCACGAUGCCAAUCGCCUUCAACGAGCCGCUGAGCUUUCUGCAGAGGAUCACGGAGUACAUGGAGCACGCCUGCCUCCUCAACAGAGCCUGCGAGCUGUCCAACUCCUUACAGCGCAUGGAGAUGGUAGCUUCUUUUGCUAUAUCAGCAGUAGGGUCUCAGUGGGGAAGAACCGGUAAACCCUUUAACCCACUGCUGGGAGAGACCUUCGAACUCAUCAGAGAGGAUCCGGGUUACCGGCUGGUGUCAGAGCAGGUGUCCCAUCAUCCUCCGGUCAGUGCCUUCCACGCAGAGAGCCUCUCCGGGGACUUCGUCUUCCACGGCUCCAUCUAUCCCAAGCUCAAGUUCUGGGGCAAGAGUGUCGAGGCAGAGCCAAGAGGAACAAUGACAUUAGAGCUUCUGAAGCACAAUGAGGUGUACACAUGGAGUAACCCCACCUGCUGCGUGCAUAACAUCAUCCUGGGCAAGCUGUGGAUAGAGCAGUAUGGCACAAUGGAAAUAAUCAACCACAGCACCGGGGAGAAGUGUGUGCUGGAAUUUAAGCCUUCAGGGAUGCUUGGCAAAGAUCUGCACAGAGUAGAAGGAUACAUCCAAGAAAAGAGUAAAAAGAAGUUCUGUGUACUCUAUGGGAAGUGGACCGGGUACAUCUGGGCCGUCAACCCUCAUACCUACGAGACCUACAAGAAGUCGGAAAAGAAAGACGACAAGACCAAGAAGAACGAGGAGCUUGAAAAUGCCGAGAAUUGCGACGAAUCCGAUUCGCCUGAGCUCCUCAAGUCGGUGAAUGCUGUUCCAGGAAGCUCUUUGUUGUGGAGGAUACAGGCCCGGCCACCGCACUCUGCGAAGAUGUACAACUUCACCAACUUUGCAAUGGCUCUUAAUGAGCUGGAGCCUGGCAUGGAGGCCAUUUUGGCCCCGACCGACUGUCGCUUCAGGCCCGACAUCAGAGCCAUGGAGAAUGGUGACAUAGACGAGGCCAGCAAAGAGAAGGAGAGACUGGAGGAGAAGCAGAGAGCUGCGCGGAAGGAGAGAGCCAAUCAGAACGAGGAGUGGAGCCCCAGGUGGUUCCAACUGGGCACCAACCCACACACCGGCUCCCAGGACUGGCUCUACAGCGGCGGCUACUUCGACAGGAACUACAAAAACCUUCCAGAUCUAUACUGAUAGCCUGCUAGCCUUCAUCUUUCUCCUCCUCCUCCUCUGCCUGGUCUUUAACCUGCAGUUUACCUUUUGGCAAAGAGAGUUGAUAAAAAAUGCAUACAACCACCUUUGCUCGUAUCGCCAUCUCCCUGCCUUCAUACAAACUGGUUGGAGGAGAAGCCGAACAUCUGUCGUACACAAGACUGUCUUCACAUCUGUCUUACUUUCACCAACUCGAAGGGAGGUGGUGAAAAUAAGACAAACGGCCGUCAUAUGUCUCUUCCCAGCCCCGGCACUAUACAGAGCACAAAAAAAAAAUCACUUAUUUUCUGGGCAAUCCCAUCAGCAGAGAGCUGGAAACGUUCUCAUCCAGAGUCACACGUACAGACUGAACAUUCAACAACUUUGCAAUCAUACUCUUUCCUUUCAGCUGCCUUACCUCUGCGCAGUUGCCUAUGACUUAUAAAGAAAUAGAUAAGUGGAAACAUUAACUUGGUCCUUGUGAACCUCCAUGAUGGAUUUGUGGAUUUAAAGGGACACCCAGUCAACAAAGGAAAUCAGGGAUGUGAAUGUUCCUUUGGCUGAAGACGGAUCCGGAAACUCUAAAAGACUCGAAACACUUACAAAUAAAUGGGGAAGACGUUUAUGGAACAAAUGUCUGCAUCUACCGUUGGACUGAUUAUUUACAGCGAGUAAUGUCUGCAUCUCAUUUCCCCUUGAAACACUUUGCUUUUCCUUUUACUCGCCCAGUAACACCGAAGUCGCAUCAGAGUGAUCCAAAGUGAGCUCAGAAAUGAAGGUCCUCCUCACUUGAAGCUGCCGUUUCCUUUGUGUCUUUUUGUAAAAAGUGACUUUACUAACCAGGAGAGCAUGUACGCAGGCUCGCUCCGACGCUCGGUUCGUACACAAUAAAUGGAAACAUGGGAAACUGGGUUUAUUAGGUAAUCCAUGACUUUCUUUUUGUAUUUUUUAGACAAAUGAGCUCAAUUGAAGAGCAGAAUAUAUAUAUAUAUAUAUAUAUAUAUAUAUAUAAACAAGCUGGUUUUUGGUUGUUGCGAGGCUGGAAAAUGAUACUUGUGUACUUUUAAAUCUGCAGGAUGUUGGUGAUGUUUACAUAGUCUCACUCCUGUGUUUACACCGCAACCUUGAUGAAAUAUUAGUCUGAAAAAAAAACAACAAAAGGUGUCAAAAACUGGUCUUUACAACCCACCCGUGCGUCCACAUCCUGUUCUGGGGCACUAAACUAAACCUUUUAAUAAGCUCAAACGUACAUAGGUAACCGUUGUUGUUGGGCCGAGGAGCGGAAAGGAGAGUCUGUAAGCGUAAAUCGGUAGCUGCACAUCAGCCGUGUCAAUGCGUGUGAGUCACAGGAGAGAGUUAAUUUGCUGUGAAGGAAGGGGAAACAAGCUAAUGUGUUUCACUGUAAUAAUCUCCUAGAACGCAGCCGCUCGGCGCUCACUGGCCCGAUUGGAUCAAUUGUCUCUGGCGGUCUCUGCAUCUCCCCCACGAAAAAAUGCUCUUUGAAAACACGCCAAUGACCACCGCCGAUAAAACAGCUGCUUUGAGUAAAAAAACAAACAACUAAAGUGUAAAAAACGACCAAUGAAAAAGACUCCGAUUGUAGUUUUCUGUCUUCUGUCAGCCUCCGUCCUGCUGCAGGUGCACAUGUCCGUCCGUGCCUUUGGGGUCCGUUGUCUCGUCCAGAAAUGGAUCAGCCUAAAAACAAAACCCGCCGAUUUAGCGAAUGAAAGUUCGGACAGCAGCUCCAGAACCGACCGGCUUUAUUAACUGGUCAGGCAGCUCUGUGACAGCAGAACCAGAGGGAACAAUAAUGCUGCCUAAAAGCCUGCAUGGUCAUUAAAGCUGCCCGGCCCAGCGUGCGGGGGGUAACAUGAAAGGAUGAAAGGUCGUACUUUCCAAUCACAGGUUCUGAUGUUUGUUUUUAUGGUGAAACCUGGCUGAAAGGUUCUUAAACGCACCGCUACGCGCAAACUCAAGCUGAAAUAAAACACGCCAAAGCAGUCAAAUGACCCAUUUUAAGAUUUGUCUUGAAUGUCAAUGUAGGGAUUUAAGUUAUGAAGAGGCAAAAACGUCACCCUGUGAUCCACUCUGACCUGUGAACAUUUGAAAAAACAAACAAAACAACCAACUAGCGAUGUCAAAUCUCAGCUCAGCAUAACUUUUCACUCACAUCUUCUUUUAAAACUGUAAUGAAUGCUUGUUGCUUUGAUUUGUCUCACUCUUUUUUUUUUCCUUUUUAAAAUCCCUGUUUAUCGUUUAUGUCGUCUUUGCUUUUAGGAGAUGAUUGCUGAACUACUAAAAACUUGCCAGAAAUGUGGUAGGAGCAUUCAUCCAGGUGAUGGAUGAUUCUGUUUCAGACAUGUUCAGCUAAUAAACCUCACUAAUCACUUUUCUGUGUAAAGAAACAAGCAAAAAAAAAA
This is a messenger RNA of Fundulus heteroclitus (mummichog), 4292 nucleotides long. Its product is annotated as oxysterol-binding protein-related protein 2. Gene Ontology annotation, molecular function: cholesterol binding. Bases 460 to 1875 code for a protein of 471 amino acids. Lineage: Eukaryota; Metazoa; Chordata; Actinopteri; Cyprinodontiformes; Fundulidae. The record is from RefSeq and is a predicted model, not a curated record. The transcript has 14 exons. Gene Ontology annotation, cellular component: cytosol; membrane; intracellular membrane-bounded organelle.